AUGACGCCGCCGGUGAUGAUGCACGGGCGUGAGAGGCGCGGAUCGAGAGGCGCGACGGCGAUGGGUCCGUGGGCGAAUACGACGCCGCUGGUUCCGCGCGCGCACGCGUUUCCAUUCGCGGGCGCUCCGCCCGCGACGAUGAUGCGCGUCAUGCCGGCUUUCGGGCCCAAGGUGGAUAGUUUGAGAAUGCAGUCGGCGAUGACGAAGCGUUUGGACGCGCAGGAUGGGGGGCGCGUGGCGGCGAUGAUGCGCGCGCCGUUUGCGCCCGUGGCGGCGUUUGGCGUCGCGCCCGUGCCGUCGGCGCGACCCGUCGGCGUCGCGCCGCCGGUGCGGACGACGACGAAAUCGCUGAGUGCGAGCGAUGGAAGUCAUAACACGACGCACCUCGAUGGCGAUGGUGAGGACGCGCCAGCGAUCGAAGAUUGCGCCAGCACGGAGCGGUUGACGCAGAGGCAAGACGCGCACUUUUCGGGACGCGCGGGCCACGGGCUGGCGGUGAUGAUCCCGCAAACGUCGUUCGACCAGGUGCCGUUGGCGCUCAGAAACGCCCGUCUCGAUGCGUUGGCGAUUCCCGAUCGUUCGCAAACCCCUGGAGUGAAGUCUCCGUUCUCGGCGGCGAACGUAUUGUUGAACAUGAUGGCUUGCGGGUCGGAUGAAGAAAACGAGGCCCCCGGGACGCGCGGCAACAAGCGCGACAGUCUCCACCCGCUGUCGGUUCCUUGCCCGAAGAAGAGAAGAACGUCGAAGAGUUUGCGAGCGAGAUCGAACUUGAACACGCUAAACGUCGAUGCGAAGCCUGAAGCAGCGGCGGAGGCGCACGCCUCGGGCAAGCCCAAAGCGCACCGUCCUUGGAGUCUCCCCGAGGUCGAGGCACUCGUUCGCGGCGUUGCGCACUAUGGUCGCGGCCAGUGGGCGGACAUCAAGGCUCUGCGCCUCGAUGGCGUCUCGGAAACAUUGAUCAACCGCAGCGCAGUGGAUCUCAAGGAUAAGUGGCGCAACCUCCUGCGUGUCGCCGUGCUCCCCGCUCUGUACAAGCGUCGUGAGAUCAACGGAGUGCCGGCGGAGAUCCUGGAGCGAGUUCGAGUCCUCGCUUCGGCCAAGGUUGAGGCGCGCGUAGGCAAGCACGGCGCUCCGCGCGACGCCGUGGGUAAGGGCAUGAGCGUCGCGACGGUCAAGAUGAGCUCUCCCGGUCAGAGCGACGCCGACAAGACAGAGGAUGACGCCGGUGCGAAGGGCGUGCGCCGAAGCAAGCACCACUCGCCGUGGACAAUGAAAGAGGCGAUGGCGCUCGUCGACGGCGUCGACAGAUGCGGAGGUUGUCGAUGGACGGUGAUUAAGAAGUCUGACGAUCCAGCGCUCGGACGUCGCACCGCCAUGGACCUCAAGGAUAAGUGGCGCAAUUUGCUCCAGCUCGCAUCUCUUCCGCCGCAAUCGAGGCGCAAGCAAGAGACUCCGGCUGAUUUCUUGCAGCGCGUCCUCGAUCUCGAGGCCAAAUACGGCGGAGCCCGACGCAAGGGUCGCAAGCCUGUAAACAAGAUGGCGCAGGCGUGA
Molecule: messenger RNA, 1551 nt
Organism: Ostreococcus tauri
Lineage: Eukaryota; Viridiplantae; Chlorophyta; Mamiellophyceae; Mamiellales; Bathycoccaceae
Product: SANT/Myb domain
Exons: 1
Coding region: 1-1551 (516 amino acids)
Source: RefSeq, a predicted model, not a curated record